GAGUGUAGAGAGGUAGCUGGUUCAUUACAUUAUUUGAAUAUCCAUCGUUAAAUAGAUCCUAGCUACCCUCUCUGAUCACUGCGAGUGCCACCAUCACCAUGGUUCUCCAACGCGUCCUCAUCGUGACGUACCCUGCGCAGAGUCACAUAAACCCUGCCCUCCAACUAGCCAAGAAACUCAUCACCAUGGGUACACACGUCACUCUCCUCCUCACUCUCCACCUCUACCGUCGCAUCACCAACAAAAUCACCAUCCCCGGCCUCACCCUCCUCCCCUUCUCCGACGGCCACGACGCCGGCUUCAACACCGUCCACAGCCCCGACGCCGACCUAAACCACUACGUCCAGGAGCUCAAGCGUCGCGUUUCCGACUUCGUCUCCAAUCUCAUCUCCACCGCCAACAAGGCUCACGUGCCUUUCACUUGUUUAGUCUACACCCUUCUCCUUCCUUGCGUCGCUGACGUGGCACGCGGAUUGGGCCUCCCCACAGCCUUGUUCUGGAUCGAACCCGCCACCGUGUUGGACAUCCUCUAUCACUACUUUCACGGCCGUGCUGAUUACAUCAACGAAGAAACGAAAAAAAAGGGUUCGGUAACGCUGCCGGGGUUGUCGUUUUCGCUGUCCGCGCGCGACGUGCCGUCGUUUUUGCUGCGGUGGAAACCUGUUGUGUUUUCUACUAUUCUUCCGUCGUUUGAGGAGCAGAUUCUGCAGUUGGACAUGGAGACUAAUCCCACAGUGCUUGUGAACACGUUUGAAGCAUUGGAAGUGGAGGCGCUGAGAGCCGUUGAUAGGUUUAACGUGAUCCCCGUGAUCCCCAUCGGGCCGUUGAUUCCUUCUGCGUUCUUGGACGGGAAAGACCCUCAUGAUACUUCCUUCGGUGCUGACAUUUUUCCAGUUUCAAGGGAUUACGUAGAGUGGCUUGACUCGAAGCAAGAGAAUUCGGUGGUGUACGUGUCGUUUGGAAGCUACUGGGAGUUGUCUAAGAGACAAAUGGAGGAGAUUGCUGUUGCGUUGUUGGAUUGUGGACGUCCAUUCUUGUGGGUGAUUAGAAAAAAAGUAGCAGAUGGAAAGGAAGAGGAAGAACUAGAAGGGUUAAGUUGUAGAGAGGAGUUGGAAGUGAAGGGGAAGAUAGUGACGUGGUGUUCUCAGGUGGAGGUUCUGUCGCAUGUUUCUGUGGGUUGUUUUGUGACGCACUGUGGUUGGAACUCGACCAUGGAAGGGCUUGUUUGCGGGGUUCCGAUGGUGGCGUUUCCUCAGUGGACGGAUCAGAUGACUAAUGCGAAGAUGAUAGAGGAUGUGUGGAAGGUAGGGGUGAGGGUGGAUCAUCAAGUGAAUGAAGAUGAUGGGUUUGUGGAAGGAAUGGAGAUUAAGAGAUGUUUGGAAGUGGUGAUGGGGAGUGGAGACAAGGGAAAUGUGUUCAGAAACAAUGCAAAGAAAUGGAAGGCUUUGGCUAGGGAUGCUGCCAAGGAAGGUGGCCCUUCGGAGAACAACCUCAGGGCUUUUCUUGACGAUGUUGGACAAAAGUUUAUGCUUAGUCAUGUGGCUGAAAAUUAAGUUCGUGUCUAUUAAUGUAACGUCUUACGUUGCAUGACUUCAAAAGACAAAAUUAAGUUAUGAUUCAAUUAAUAAAACCUUGAUAAUGUCG
This is a messenger RNA of Cajanus cajan (pigeon pea), 1644 nucleotides long. NCBI's taxonomy places the organism in Eukaryota, Viridiplantae, Streptophyta, Magnoliopsida, Fabales, Fabaceae. The record is from RefSeq and is a predicted model, not a curated record.